Messenger RNA from Oncorhynchus tshawytscha (Chinook salmon), 3506 nucleotides. Its product is annotated as LON peptidase N-terminal domain and RING finger protein 2. The record is from RefSeq and is a predicted model, not a curated record. The coding region runs from base 274 to 2727 and encodes 817 amino acids. The transcript has 10 exons. NCBI's taxonomy places the organism in Eukaryota, Metazoa, Chordata, Actinopteri, Salmoniformes, Salmonidae. Gene Ontology annotation, molecular function: protein binding.
ACGUGCCAUUACCAAACGCGGCGCAUUCACCUAGGUCACAGUAAAAUUAGGUUGACGGUUUAUUUAUUUAUUAUGCGUUGAUUAAUUUGAAGCCCCAUAUGCAUUUAGAAUUCCAAUCGCGUGUAUCCUAAUUCGGGAGGUUAUACAAACUUUCAGUGUAGCAGGUCACAUUAAAAAAGCAACCAGUGAUUGGACGAAGUCAAUUCUCGGUCUGUCUUUAUCGACCAAAUCAUUCUUUUUUUUUGUUACACAGAUGUUAUAGACUUCAAUGAUAUGGAUGUUCGUUUGGAAAACCACUUGGAUUAUUUUAUCCACGACAAUACUGCUGCUGCGUGGUUGAGUCCAGAAAUGCUGUCAGUUGCACGGGAAGCCUUCGUUGCUGGGGACUUCAACCUCCUUGCUGAGAUCUACAGCUCCCAGUUGGCGGACCUACGACACCCGGACCGGAGCCUCUGCCUCCUGAAAGCGGACGCGCUCAGCCGGGCAGGGCGGGUAGCGGACGCUCUGGAAUCAUACUGUACCGCCGCCAACUUGGACAGGUUACGACCAAAUGAACUAGGGUCUCUCGUUGACUGUAUUGCGCACACUUUACGCGUAAAAGAAUGCCUAAAAGAAUGCACAGACUCAGAUGGGGUUUUCGAGGAUGAGCAUUCGUUGGACCUGUUCUCAUGUCGGCUUUGCAAGUGCUUGUUAAUCGAGCCAACAACUUUGGAAUGCGGCCAUACAUUCUGCAAACCAUGCAUUGAGGAUGACGGUGUCAAAGAAUGUGAAUUCUGUCGUUACAAACUGAACGAAACAAGAAGACAAUUAAAACCAAUCUGUUUUAAAGUGAAUGUAGUACUCAGAGGCCUGUUGGAUAAAUGGUUUUGCGCAGAGAGUGAAGCAAGACGAUGCUGGCUUGAAGGGGAUAGAAUGCGGAACGAACGUGGCUUUAUCAACGCUCUUGAAAAAUACAACAACGCUCUUGAAAAAGCCCCUUCUAUGUGUAGGCUGCUGGGCCGACGGGCAGAGCUGCAUAUGGAGAUGAGCAACUUCAGACAGGCCCUACAGGAUGGAGACGCCAUGUGUCGACUGACGCCCCUCUCUCCCAAGGCUCACUACGUGAAGGCCCUGGCUCUGAACAAAGCCGGUUAUAAUGAAGAGGCCCUGCAAGAAUACUUCUACUGUCUGGCUCUGAAGCCAGACUGGAUGUCAGUCAAGCUGGAAACGCAAAAGAUGCUGAGUGAGAUGUUCUCUGUGUUCAAGAUGGACGGUCUCCCCACGUCAUCACCCCACCCCCACCAAACAGGCCCCGCCCCCUACCUCAAACCAGCCUCCCUUCUCCUCGGCUCCCUCCAUUCCACCCCUCGUAGAUGGAGCCAAACCCCUAUUGGCAGUAGAGACAGUUUGUCUGACACUGGGGCAGAGACCAAGUCCUCAUGUGAGGACUCCAAGACCCUAGCUUCUGUCGUGGCUGCCUUACCUCUCCCCCCUGGCCUAAAGAGGAAGUUCUCAGACGAGCCCCAAGGCUCUGCACCCCCCAACAAGCUCCCCAGAAAAGUCUUGUGUUCAGAUGAGUCAAGCUCAUCCCAGAUGCCUGCUGCGUAUUGCAGUGAGAGGAGAGAGGUGUCCCCUCAGCUCCUGGAUAGCUCUGACAUGGACUGCUCUGUUUGUAUGAGGGAAGUCAAACACACACACACACACCCUGUCUGUAGGUCCAGUUUUCCCUACGUAGUUAUUAAAACCAUCCCUACCCCAUGCGUUUUCUCCAGGCUGUUCUACGAGCCAGUCACCACCCCCUGUGGACACACCUUCUGCAUGAAGUGUCUUGAGCGCUGUCUGGACCACAACCCCAACUGCCCCCUGUGUAAAGAGAACAUUACAGAGUACCUGGCCACUAGAGGGUACCAUAAGACCCUGCUGAUGGAGGAGGUGCUGCAGCGCUACCUGUCUGAGGAGCUGGCUGAGAGGAGCAAGGUGCACCAGGAAGAAAUGGCAGAGCUGUCAAACUUGACCCAGGAAGUGCCCAUCUUCAUCUGCACCAUGGCAUUUCCCACAAUCACCUGCCCUCUGCAAGUCUUCGAGCCGUGUUAUAGGCUGAUGAUCCGACGCUCUAUGGAGGGCCAUCAAAACACUUUGACGGGAACCAAGCAAGCGUCAAAGGAUUCAUGUGAGCAAAUGGCUAAUACAGAUAUCCUACAUUUGUAUACCCUGCGUUUCCCUGACCACAGCUUCGCAGACUACGGCUGCAUGUUGGAGGUGAAAGAUGUGAAGUUCCAACCAGACGGGCGCUUGGUGGUCGACACGGUCGGAGUGUCCCGCUUCAGAGUGCUGAGCCACGGCCACCGUGACGGCUACAACACAGCCAAGAUAAAGCACCUGGAGGACCAGAAGGUGGAGGGAGAGGAGCUGGCGGAGCUGCAGAAGCUGCAUGACUGUGUGUACGAGCAGGCCAGCACCUGGUUCACCUCCCUCAAAGACAACAUGAAGAACCAGAUCGUCAGUCACUUUGGAAAGCUGCCUGUAAAACACUGUGACAUCCAGGGGAGUGUCAGUGGUCCUGCAUGGUGUUGGUGGCUGCUGGCUGUACUGCCCCUGGAGAAGAGAGCCCAGCUAAGCAUCCUGGCCAUGACCACCCUCCGAGAGCGCCUCAGCACCACCCGCCGGGUGCUUAGCCUCGUCACACGCAAACACCUGCCAACAUGGCGACCAUCUUCCUCAGCAGCAUCAGCAUCAUCAUCACUGUAGUGGCCCCCCUGGAGGGGAUCAGUUUAGAAUAAUCUGGGCUCAGUUAGAUAACUUUUGACAAUCUGGAUGUCGCCUAUCAGCUAGGAUUAAAUGCAUAUAAAUAUAAUGAAUAGAACAGGAGUCCCCGUUGAAGUCAGUUAUUUUUCUGUUCUAUUAAUUAAAUUUCUAUGCAUUUAAUCCUAUCUGAUAGACUAAAUCCAGAUAGAUCAUUUUUGGAAAACUGGGCCCUGGAGAAGAAGGGAGAAACUACAUUUUCCUCAGAAGCUCUAGCCUCAAAUAGUUCUAACAGUGGGAAUGAUUUACCAGUGUUGUUCAUGAUCUCAGGAAUGGGUUUCUACUUGAGUCUUACAAAAAGGAUCGAUGGACCCAACCAAAACACAUAAAUGAGUGUCAUAUUUGCACACACAUCUUUGGGUCAAUUCCAUUAUGUCCAGUUUUGUCAUGUUUAUGUGUGGUACAUGAGGUUAAUCUUGUUUUAUUGUUGACCUGUGUACAAGAGGCCUUAAAUUAUUUUUGCAAUAUGUUUUUUUUUCUACUAUUUGUCAUGUGAAAACAAUUUUCAUGUUAUAGAAAUUUAGCAUUUUUCUAUGGGACAUAAUUAAGAUUAAUGCACACCAUCCCUUACUGGAAUAAUAUGUUCUACUGUAUAUUGGUAAUUAUGGCACGAGGGAGCACUUGAUGCAAGCAAGAUAAAAAUAGCAGCACAACAGACAUUGUAGUAGCACCAAAGAUUCACAGGGUGGCAGUCCCUUAAGGGAAUGUUAAUCUUUGGAUGCUGU